Messenger RNA from Phaethon lepturus (White-tailed tropicbird), 415 nucleotides. Its product is annotated as dynactin subunit 3-like. Gene Ontology annotation, cellular component: dynactin complex. The record is from RefSeq and is a predicted model, not a curated record. The coding region runs from base 60 to 395 and encodes 111 amino acids. The transcript is spliced from 5 exons. Gene Ontology annotation, biological process: cytoskeleton-dependent cytokinesis. Lineage: Eukaryota; Metazoa; Chordata; Aves; Phaethontiformes; Phaethontidae.
UGUUUUUCACUCUAGUUGAAGAUGUAAUAAAAUAUCUUGACCCUCAGUACAUUGAUAGGAUGGCUGUUCCAGACACUAUGAAGCUGCAGUUCAUCUUGGCAGAGGAUCAAGUUAUUCCUUCCCGAGCAGCCCUUCUGGAGCAGGUGAAGAACCUCCAGCCCAUCUUGGACAGUGCCAGUAUCCAAGCGGUUCCUGACCAUGCAGCCAAACUACAGCGACUCUCUCUAAUCCACAUACAGCAGCAGGAACAGCGUCAAGAACUCACAAACAGUGUCAAGAUGCUCCUUGAAGACUACAACAAAAUGACCCUGCUUCUCUCCAAGCAGUUUGUCCAGUGGAAUGAAAUACUGACACAGCUGGAAACAGCCAAGGAAGCGAAACCUGCAGCAGAGUGACGGCGGAGACGGGAGCGUGG